Pseudo-nitzschia multistriata is the source of this 1018-nucleotide messenger RNA. Lineage: Eukaryota; Bacillariophyta; Bacillariophyceae; Bacillariales; Bacillariaceae. The record is from the annotation of a GenBank genome assembly.
CGACACGAGCAACAGCAGCCACUAGUAUCAUCACAGUAUGAUUUGCUGACGCCAUCGCGACGUGCACAGCUUAUGUUUGGUAGUGAAACAUUACUUAUGGACUCCAAGAAACAGAACGAACUUCUGUGGGCGCGUGUCUUUCGACAGGAAAAGAAUAUAGCAAACCUCUCUGAAGAAAAUGGAAGACAGGAAAAGACAUUGGCGCACAUGGCAGAGGAAAACAGAAAGCUUGCCGACAUGACCGCACGACUCAGGGAACAACUGGAGGUACAAGCCGAACUGAACAAGGAUCUCGCCAAUCGCAACGACGAGCUUGCCAAUCGCAACACCAAGCUAGCUUCGUACUUGAGGGCCAAGGACACCCAAAUCAGCGUAUUGAAGGAGAACAAAAAGUCACUGAUCGAAAAAAAUUCAAAUAUCGUUUCCUACCUCAAGGAAAUGGACAAGUUUAUUGGGUCGAUCCAGAUCAAACAGGAAGAGCUGUUCGCCCAGCAGCAGCAACUGCGAUUCCAACAUUCCGUGACGGACGGCGGUAGCACUAAGCGAAGGAGAGACGAGCAAAAAAGUAACCAUGGCACAGGUAGAAACACUAAAGCAAGAGGAGACGUAGAAGAGGAAAAUGAUAAGCUCGUUCGUGUUGUUAGUAUCGGCAGCGCAAGAGACGACAAAACUCCAAAUGCAAGAGUGUACGUCAUUGAAGAUUCCGCCACCGACGUCAUUAGCACUAGCAGUUCAAAAGACGGAGAAGAUGGUGACGAUACCACAUGCGGUGAUUCACGAGCAUAAAGGUUGCAACGCGCUGGUGGUAAAAGCUAAAGGACGCAAUGAUAGCUGAGACCUUGAUUCAUAUCAACUGAUGCAAUCAACAUCCCAAACACAACUUGGUUACUCGAGUAUGGAUUUUGUACAACAAUUUUAAUUUUUUUCUUAUUUCCUUAGUAAUGUUAUAACCAGAUCUUCAUUUGUCUAAUUACAAACGCUACGGAAAUUCUAUUGGGAAUAAACAUUCAAUUAAAUU